CCAAUUACCUGAAAGAGCUGGGCGGAUGGUUGGAGGGGGAAGGGCAGCCAUCCGUAACCAGGUGAAGCACAGCCAAGUUGAAGUGGAAAAUGGGUCAUGGGAGCAGUACUACCACUCAGCAAUGUAAAUAUCCUAGAUUGAGGUGUGUGUGGUCAGGUUUGGCAGUGAUUCUGAGAAGAGAGCAACAAAGGAUCUCUAUACUCUGCCACAUUUCCAACCCCAACCCAUGGAUUGGGUCACUAUGCUGAAGCUAUGGAUGUUUAUUAUGGGCAUAUUGUUUUCUAGGUUUGCAUCGAUCCGCAUGGAAGGUGAUCUGUGCUCUGGUGGGCAUGAUCUUUCUGUGGAUAUUCAAGAGAAUAGUCCGGAUGGAACAUUCAUCGCAAGACUCGCCGUGAAUGGCAACCUAUCCACUGGAGAAAUACACUUGAAUUUAACUGGAACAGAUUUGGAGUGGUUUCAAAUGGAAGAGAAAAUCAUCAAGUUAAAUGUGCUGCCAACCAAACCUUUGGAUCGAGAGCUACUGACCACACCUCUUCUCUUUGCCACGAUAACCUGCACUGAUGUUAUUUCUUCAGCUCAGAUUCAUCACAGGUUAAUGGUGCAAGUCCUAAACGAAAAUGAUAACUCACCGGUUUUCCUGAAAGAAAGUGUUCAACCACUCAACAUUAGUGAGCUGACACCUAUUGGCGAGAUUCUCUUCAGGUUGCAGGCUCAUGAUGAGGAUGGUGAUGGCCUCAUCUACGUGGUUGACAGAGCAUCGAAAGAUGCAGAAUUCUUCAAGAUUGACCUACCAAACAGUGGGAACAUCCUUCUAGCCCAACGCCUCGAUUAUGAGAGCAAGAAAGAGUUGGAUCUAAUGGUUUAUGCUAUGGAAAUGAAUACUGAGGAGAAAUACAACACAACAGCAAAAGUGACCAUUAGUGUGUUGGAUGGGGAUGACCAGUAUCCAAGAUUUCUUCCAUGCAAGUUUGUGUUACAUGGGAAGACCAGAGUCUGCGUCAAUCCAACCUACACAGGAAAUGUCACAGAAGCAAAGCUACCGUAUCAUGCUCUCCAGCUCUCCCCAGGACCCUUAUUAGCAGAAGAUGGAGACAAGGGACUUCAGACACAAGUUGCAUAUUCAAUUCUCAUAGGUGAUGAUAAUGGAAGAUUCGAAGUCAACAAUGUUACUGGAGCAAUGAUGAUGAGGUGGCCAGUUCGGAGCUUGAUGAAGACCCCCUUGUUCUCUUUGACAGUCAUGGCCUCCCAAGUAGAUGAUCCUACAAAGUACACAGUGACAACCGUGCUAAUUCGUGUUUUGGCCCAGAAUCACUAUCAGCCACGGUUUAAUACCACCAAGUAUGAGGGAUUUGUUCAGGAGCAAACAAACCCAUUUGCUGUAGUAGUUACUUACGGCAAUAAGCUCUUACUGCUAGAAGCAAUAGACCAGGAUUUUAAAAAUGGGAGAAAUCCAAAUAUUGUCUACACCCUGGCAAAUCGCUCCAAUCACACACAGCUGUUCCAAGUCACACAGGAAGGACUCUUAAUAGCUCGAACAGAUCGUCUGCAUGCGCGUGAGAAAUACAUGUUGCAGUUUGUUGGAUUUGACAAAGAAUCGGGGGACGUGGUCAGCACAAGAGUCAACGUUGAGAUUCUUCAUUCAAGUCAGCCAGUUCCAUCUGGACUUGCCAAGGAAAGCAGGAAGUACAGUUCGAAGGAAAUAUGGCUUAUGGGAGGAAUCACGUUAGUCGUGCUUCUUUUCCUUAUUUCUACACUUGUUCUACUCAUACAUAAUGGAAGAGAACGGUACAGGCAUCGCAGACAUAGGGGCACAAUCGCCAUUGAACAAAACACCAAUGUGAGCUUAAAGUGGUUCCAGAUGAAUAACACUAACAAGACCGUAUCAUCUUACAGUAAUCUGGCCUACACAGAUGAAAUAUACAGUAUUGGCAAAGAGGAAUCAAAUAAUGAAUGCGCCACAAAUAAUCUGUGGAGAAUCCCAAACCCCCUACUUGAUGCUGCACAAGAACCAGACAGAGUGAUCAAAUCUGUAUUCACUAAUGGAAAACUAGUGCAAACUGCUGACUGCAAGUCUAUGUGUAUCAAAAGUAAUUUAUUGGCUAAAGAAAGUCAUACCAAUAUAAAACAUCAAUGUUCGGAAUGUAAGAAUGAACCGCACAGAGUAAUCGAGGAUUUCUCAUUAGGAAUUGAUCUGCAAUCAGCCACCAGAGUAGAGAAGGAGUCAGGAAAGGAUAACAUGGAGAAGGGGACACAACAUGAAAAUAAAGCAGAUGUUUCUGAAUUCAUAAAGGAAACUGCUUUUGAAGAAGCAAGACAUUUGCAGACUAUGCUAGGAGAAAUUGAAUGUUCAAUACAAGACGAAGACUGGUCAGCAAAUUCAGCUGGAGAAUCAGACCAUGCAACCUGUACAGCAGAAGGACAAGAGAACCAAAUAACUGCAAAGCAGAAAAAAGUAAUGGCCCCACCAGAACAAGAAAACCUAGUGACCACACCAGAAGGACAAGCACACGUAAUAUGUUCAGAAACAGCAGGUUCAGUGGAUCAAAAGGUAGUGGAUCAAAAGGUACAAAAUGUAAUCACAGGCACAGAUUAUCCACCAUCCAUAGCGCAGCCAUUAAUUGCAAGGCAACCAGCAGUCAAUGUGCAACUGGGGAAUCCAUUGGUGGUUCAGCAUCCAAUAUCAGAGAACCCAGUGGAACAUUAUGUCGUGUCAGCAGAGCAUCCAUCAACAAUACAGCACCCAGAGGAAGUCAUGUCAACAGACUAUCUGCUGGAAACAAAUUGUCCAGAGACAGUGGAUCGUAUAACAAUUACAGAGAAGCCACUGCCUGGUGAAAUAGCAGUUGGGAAUCCUGCAGCCAUGGUGAUAGAAGGAGUAAUAUUUCAGUGUCCAACAACAGGAGUGACCAUAGAGAUCCAAGAGGGUGGAAUGGAAGGCACAGUAGUAAGAAAAACAUCCAAUGAAACUGCAAAUGUUACUACAGAAGAUCCAGUAGUAGCAGCCACAACAUGUUCAUUACCAGAGGUGGCUACAGAUUGCCUGACUGUUGAUGUGGCCAAAAACAGACUAACAGAAGGACAGGUUAUUGAGGGCCAGUCAUCAAGACAAGUGAUUGCAGAGGAUACGGCAGCAGGAGGAUUGACCAUGCAGGGUGCAGAGGAAAGAGUACCUGUUGAGGAUCAAAUGAAAGCCAAAGACAACUCAGCAACAGAAAGAAAAGAGGACAUUUCAGUGACGGCUCACAAUGACCAGCCUGCAGGAAGAACGGGUGCCGAAAUGUCAGUGAUAGCCAGCAUUCAGUCAUCAGCAGAGGAAAUUAAUGCAAAAGCUCGAGAGCCAGCAGUCAAAGCAGCCAGACGUGGUUCAGUAGUUACAAGUCCAGCAGUCAUGGAUUACUCAAUAGAUGCUGCAAGAUAGAGCACUUCUGCAACUUCAGCAGAGAAUACUCCCGAUAUGUUUUUCUAUUUUAACCAGCCGACAAUGAGGAAACAAGAACUCUAAGACCUUGUUCUUCAUUAGACAACAUUCAGAGUGACGCUGAAUCAGCUACUUUAUAUAUAGAGAGCAUUGUAGAAAUGACUUAAUGCUGAUUAAACAAGAAACAAAAACCUUGAUGUA
Amblyraja radiata (thorny skate) is the source of this 3619-nucleotide messenger RNA. RefSeq names its product cadherin-related family member 5, related sequence (gene cdhr5-rs). Gene Ontology annotation, molecular function: calcium ion binding; beta-catenin binding; cadherin binding. Gene Ontology annotation, biological process: cell-cell adhesion mediated by cadherin; cell migration; cell-cell junction assembly. Gene Ontology annotation, cellular component: adherens junction; catenin complex; membrane. The record is from RefSeq and is a predicted model, not a curated record. Bases 227 to 3418 code for a protein of 1063 amino acids. Lineage: Eukaryota; Metazoa; Chordata; Chondrichthyes; Rajiformes; Rajidae. The transcript has 16 exons.